Alligator mississippiensis (American alligator) is the source of this 3490-nucleotide messenger RNA. RefSeq names its product solute carrier family 14 member 2 (gene SLC14A2). Gene Ontology annotation, biological process: urea transmembrane transport. Gene Ontology annotation, cellular component: membrane. Gene Ontology annotation, molecular function: urea transmembrane transporter activity. The record is from RefSeq and is a predicted model, not a curated record. Lineage: Eukaryota; Metazoa; Chordata; Crocodylia; Alligatoridae.
AGGGCCGAGAGAUGGUUAUAAUCGAAAACUGUGGAGAGAGGCACGUAUACAAAGAACAGAGCACAAGAACCCAGCGCCCGGCACAGAGCAGCGGGAAAGGGAUCUGCAACAGCCUUGAAUACCUAACUGAAGAAAUGAAAGAAUAGGGAGCCUGGUUGAAAGAUAAACCUCUCGUGGUUCAGUUUAUAGACUGGGUCCUGAUGAUGUUUGUCAAUACCCCUUUCAGUGGUCUUAUUAUUAUAGCUGGACUUUUGAUCCAAAAUCCCUGGCAGACACUCACUGGCUGCUUAGGAACAACUGUCUCAGCAUUAACAGCACUUAUUCUGGGUCAAGACAGGAGUAUUUUAGCCACCGGGCCAUUGCAUGGCCAUAAUAACUGCGCCUUAGCCUUGAUCACGACUGCCUUCCCUGGCAAGGGAGACUAUUAUUGGCGGCUUCUUUUCCCUGUUGUUGUUACAUCCAUGGUUUGCCCAGUUCUUUCCAGUGCAUUAGGGUCAAUCUUCAGUAAAUGGGACCUACCUAUUUUUACCCUGCCUUUCAACAUCACGGUAUCUCUCUACUUGGCUGCCACCGGACGCUACAACCUCUUCUUCCCUACAACAUCCAUACAGCCUGUAACAUCAGUGCCCAACAGUACCUGGUCUGAACUCCACACACAACUGCUCUUACAGUCCAUUCCCGUUGGAGUGGGGCAGGUAUAUGGCUGUGAUGACCCCUGUGCCAUCUUCCUGACUGCAUUGCUCAUCUCUUCUCCACUCAUUUGCUUGCAUGCUGCAAUUGGAUCAACAGUGGGCAUGCUGGCAGAACUCACCAUUGCUACACCGUUUGACAGCAUCUACUUUGGCUUGGGGAAUUAUAACCGUGAGCUUGCUUGCAUUGCAAUUGGACGCAUGUUCUAUGCGCUUACUUGGCAGACACAUCUGAUGGCACUCAUCUGUGCCCUAUUUUGUGCCUAUGCUGGAGCAAUUCUUACUAAUGUCUUGUCAGUGACUGGAUUGCCACUCUGCACGUGGCCUUUUUGCUUCUCUGCACUUCUCUUUCUGCUACUAAUGACAAACAACCCUGCCAUCUACAAGCUGCCACUCUGCAAAGUCACCUACCCAGAAGCCAGCCAAGUCUAUUAUCUGAGCAUGAAAACAAAUGAGCAGACAACCACCGAGUUGGCUGAACAAAUGUUUCACAAUAACCAGUCUGAAAAAGCAAGAUAUAAUGAAGGAGAGAGUAACUGGAAACUUUUUUCUGUCUGCAGAGUUACAGGGAAAAGAUUGAAACCCACCAAGCACAGCAGCAAAGACUUACAUGGUCAGAAAGCUGCCAUGGAGGACAGUGUCGACGUUAAGAUAGAAACGAACGGGGCGAGGAAGACCACAAAGCAGAAUCCAGUGAGCAAAGGUGGAAAGAGAGUCUGCAGAGUCCUUGGCUACAUCACGGGAGACAUGAAGGAGUUUGAAGACUGGCUUAGAGAUAAACCUCUCGUGUUUCAGUUUAUCGACUGGGUCCUGCGCGGGACAUCCCAGGUGAUGUUUGUCAACAACCCUCUCAGUGGACUGAUCCUGAUUGCUGGGUUCCUGGUCCAGAGCCCAUGGUGGACAAUCACGGGCUGUUUAGGAACAGUUGUCUCAACUUUAACCGCACUUACCCUGAGCCAGGAUAGAUCAGCCAUAGCAGCAGGCCUGCACGGCUAUAAUGGAGUCCUGGUGGGAUUGCUCAUGGCUGUCUUCUCCGACAAGGGAGACUAUUACUGGUGGCUUCUUCUCCCUGUUGCUCUGAUGUCCAUGACAUGCCCCAUUUUCACCAGUGCUUUAGGCUCAGUCUUCAGCAAGUGGGAUGUUCCUGUUUUCACCUUGCCUUUCAACUUUGCCCUGACUCUGUAUGUGGCUGCCACCGGACACUAUAACCUCUUCUUCCCUGCAACACUCAUUCAACCUUUAACCUCUGUACCUAACAUCACCUGGACUGAUAUUGAAGUGCCAAAGUUGUUCCAAUCCAUUCCCGUUGGAGUUGGACAGGUGUACGGCUGUGAUAACCCCUGGACUGGAGGCAUCAUCCUGGUUGCUUUGCUCAUUUCCUCUCCGCUCAUUUGUCUGCAUGCUGUCAUCGGAUCAGCAGUGGGGGUAGUGGCAGCCCUGAGCCUGGCAGCACCUUUUAGUAAAAUCUACUCCGGCUUGUGGAACUACAACAGCUCCCUCUCAUGCAUCGCGAUUGGAGGCAUCUUCUAUGCUUACACCUGGCAGACUCUCCUGCUUGCAGUUGCUUGUGCACUCUUCACUGCCUAUCUAGGAGCAUCUCUGGCUAAUAUGUUUUCUGUGUUUGGAUUGCCGUCAGGUACCUGGGCCUUCUGCUUAUCUGCCCUUACCUUUCUGUUGAUAACCACAAAUAACUCUUCCAUCUACAAGUUACCUCUCUCCAAAGUCACUUACCCAGAAGCCAACCGAGCCUAUUACUUGGCAAUGAAGAAACAUCACAAGUCCUCCUGUGAGGUGUAAAUGCUAAGGCAGAAAUAUACUUUGUGACAGCAGCACAAUGUGCCUCCCAGAAUAGGCUGACUGUUGUGCAACAUCAUCAAGAGAAAAUCAUUCACUUUCAAAUGGAGAGAUUUUUCCUCCAUGGUGUUCAUUUAUUGUUUUCCAUAGCUACUGCACUGGAUUAUGAGCACCUGUAACAGGUACCAAUCCAUACUGGCUGAAUCCAGAGCAGUGAAGAAGAGAACCCCUCUGGGAAACUUUCCAGCCAGGACCUGAGAUUGAACAGAGGUUGGCUUCAUUUCAGGUAGAUGAGAUAGUUUUUUAUUAGCAAGGAAAGUGGAUAGAUGGUGCCAUUUAUCAGCGGUGCCAAAGUUUGACGUUCUAGCUCAUGGUCUUGUUAGGGCCAAAUGAAGAGGUAACUAACCCCACCUUUGCAAAAACCCACAUGCAGAGACAGACAAAGAGCACUGAUCUGUUGCAUUUCCAACUCCUGUGAUUUUACCAUAGUUGCAGACAACUAGAAACUAUAAGGCAAAUAAAAACAACCCCCAAAUGAUGAUUUCUUUGGAAAAAAACAUCGUUAUUUUUAGGCCAGCCACUCAAUUUUUGAGCUGUCAGGGCUGGAACUGCUGGAUUAGUGAGAAGGAAACAAGCAGAGACAUCACUGUCCCUUUGCAGUUUAGAAAGAUGUUAAAUUCAAUCCAUGCCAUAAACACCAAUAAUUGCAUUGCUUGAAUUCUUCCCCUAUGAGGCUUUCUCCAGUACUAGAGGAAAAUAUUCUCUCUUCCCAGUCUUUCCAUUUUUAGUUCACAAAAAUGAAGCAAUCAUAGGGCAGAAAUAGCCUCCAGGCAAUAUUCACCUCUACUAAGUAAAAGGAAAUGGCCGAUAGACCAGUACAGUGUAGUUCUCUCCUCCUACAGGCCCUGCCCCCUAGUCUGUGUAUAUCUUCUGCCCAGGGUCCUUUCCUACCCAUCAUCGAGCUGGGUUUGCUACAGUGCAUGGCCUUCUACAACUGUACAGAUAGU